Molecule: messenger RNA, 663 nt
Organism: Symbiodinium sp. CCMP2456
Lineage: Eukaryota; Dinophyceae; Suessiales; Symbiodiniaceae
Source: the annotation of a GenBank genome assembly
GUCGUGGUUGCCAGGCAGCUGCUUGAAGCCGCGGCUGCCCCGCAUGCGACUGCCGGGCCGGGCCGGUGGCCGCUGCACGAGGCCUGCCGCGCCGGAAAUGACAAGUGCGUUCGGUUGCUUCUGACUCACUCUUCCGCAACGGCGGUUAAAGCCCUGGACUUCGAAGGGAAGACGCCGCACAUGAUCGCCAAGGAGGCAGGUUUGCCGGAGGCGACCCUCAUGCUCUUGGCUGCUGGCGAGCAGGCGUCUGCCAGCCCAGCAAGACAUGGGGAGCAGCAGCUCGGCGAGACGCUGGCAGAGGCCGAGAAGCGGGAGCUCCGAGCGAGGAAGGGAGCCGUCAGCGCCGAGGCGGACAGCAGCUGGCAGGCCUGGCGCUCACUUCACCCUCGCAUGGACGCUUCUUUAGAGGGCAACAAGGACCUAGAAGUGAAAGCUCUUCGCAUCGAGGACCUCGACGACCCCUUCUACACGUUCUCGCUUCCGUCCCAACCGGAGGAGCCUCUCCGGUCGAAGCCCGACAAGCGCUGGAAGGUGGGUGGUCUCAUGUUCGGAUCGUCCACCGCUGCCGAUGGCCGCUCUGCAGGUACUUUCAGCCCACUGCAGUCCGUAAAGACCUGGAUGAAGAGAGGCAGAGGGGCCCCUGCCAAAGCGCCGCAACAGUGA